UCGCGAUAAAAUUCGCAAAUUGCGCAUGAUAAUCAGGUUUUAAUUACUGAUAUAUUAACAAUAAAUUUCAAUAUAUUAAUAAUAUAUUAAGUACCUACAUGAUAUGCCAUGCAUUUCAUUAUUAAUCGCGGAGCAACGAUCUUUUAAAUAGAAAUAAAUCAAAUUAUAUUAUACUACUAUGAAGUUAGGAGAAUACACUUUUUAGAUUUACAAAUUAAAUAUAACAUGAAAGGGAUGUAAAAUAUUGAGUAAAAGAUAUUUUAAAUGAAUACGAAUGAAAAAUAAAAGACUUUUUCAUAAAAAGUGAACAGUAGUUAGAGUUCUAAUGUCUCUUUCUUAAGAAAAGAAGAAGUCUAAAAAAAGGGGGAAAAAAAUAUUCGAAAAUGAGGUUACAAAUGCGUUGUUUUUACAAAAUGUUGUCCAUGUUGGAAACAGAUCUUUCCAAUGAAUUUCUUGGAAAGAAAUGUUUACCAACGAAAAUAUCGAAGAGAGAAGGUUCAAACGAUUCUCUACCUCGAGAUCGAAGCGAAUUACAUUGCAUAUACGACUGUCGCGUUGCCAUAAUCGGUAUAGGGGGUGUUGGUCAAUCUUUGGCGCAUUUGAUGAAAAUAACUCCUGGAACGGUGACGGAACUUCGAUUGUUGAAUAAUAGCGAUUUUUCGGGAAUAAUCGAAGAAUUAAAUCAGAUACCGACAGAACUUCCUAUUAAAGCUAUAUGCGGAAAGGAGAAUUUUUGUAAAGGUCUAAAGGACGUUGACAUUGCAGUGAUAACGGCUGGUCGCCCGAGAAGGAGUGAAAAAGAAACGCGAGAAGAACUUUUUACGGAAAAUGCAGAGAUUUGUUCACCCUUAUGUAAGAUCUGUGCCGAAGCUUGUCCUACAGCAAUCAUAGCAAUAAUUACGGAUCCGAUCGACUGCUUGAUACCUUUAGCUGCGCAUAUUUUCAAAAAAAAUUGCACCUACAAUCCAGCGAAAUUAUUCGGAAUCUGCGAAUUGGAUCUUUUGAGAGCGCGACGUUACUUGGCCGAUUUAUUUUGCAUAAAUCCAAAAUGGACUUACGUUCCCGUUGUAGGUGGUCACGGGGAGAAUACUAUAGUUCCAUUGUUCUCGAAGUGUCGACCUAGCGUAGAGUUGACGCAGGAGGAAAUGAUGGAGCUUACCAAGGCUGUUAGAAUGGCCGGGUGUAAAAUCGUGAAGAUGAAAAAAUUAAGUAGCACGUACUACAUGGCUUUUGGAGCUAUGCACUUUAUUCACAAACUUGCCCGUGCCAUUCACCACGAGCCAAACAUAAUUGUUUCCGCAUACACGGAAUCUAACGUGACCGGGGCUCCUUUCUUCUCGAACGAAUUGUUACUUGGACCAGCUGGGGUCUGUAAGAAUUUAGGUUUCGGCAAGGUUAACGUAUUCGAGCAAAAACUCAUCGACGAGGCAGUCAAGGCCUUACGGAAGCAAUUCGACUUAGUGGAGAAGUACAUCGAUAAAUGCAACAUUUAAAAUCAAUCGUAAAGUUACAACAGUUUGUUUUUUCUUGGAAGAAAAGGAAAUUUAACAAAAAUCAAUCGAUUAAUCGU
This is a messenger RNA of Vespula pensylvanica (western yellowjacket), 1570 nucleotides long. RefSeq names its product malate dehydrogenase, mitochondrial-like. The transcript has 3 exons. Gene Ontology annotation, molecular function: L-malate dehydrogenase (NAD+) activity. Gene Ontology annotation, cellular component: mitochondrion; cytoplasm. The record is from RefSeq and is a predicted model, not a curated record. The coding region runs from base 384 to 1493 and encodes 369 amino acids. Gene Ontology annotation, biological process: tricarboxylic acid cycle; carboxylic acid metabolic process. Lineage: Eukaryota; Metazoa; Arthropoda; Insecta; Hymenoptera; Vespidae.